AUGUCGUCUGAACAGUCCGACCUCGUCAACGUCCCAUCAGACACAGCCCGGGCCUUUGCCCAGCGCCUGCUGGAAGCCAAUGGCGUCUCAUCCUCGGACGCGGCGAUAGUCGCAGACAACCUCGUGUCCGCAGACCUGCGCGGCGUCGACACGCACGGGAUCAACCGGCUCCCAUCGUACAUCAAGCGCGUGCGCCAGGGCGUCCUCGACCCCAAGGCCCAGCCGACGCUGGAGCAGACGACGCCCGUGGUCGCCCAGGUCGACGGCAAGAACGCCUUCGGCGCCGUGGUGGCCAAGAAGGCCAUGGCCGCCGCGGUGGAGAUGGCGCAGGUCUACGGCAUCGGGAUGGUCUCGUGCAAGCACAGCAACCACUUCGGCAUGUCGGCGUGGACGGUGCAGCAGGCCCUGGACGCGGGGCUCAUGUCGCUCGUCUUCACCAACAGCUCGCCCGCGCUGCCGGCGUGGGGCGCGAGGGAGCAGCUCCUGGGCGUGAGCCCUAUCGCCUGCGGCGCCCCGGGGGAGCCAAUCCCGUUCAUCCUCGACAUGGCCCCGUCUGUGGCGGCCCGGGGGAAGAUCUAUAAGGCCCUGAGGAGGGGUGAGGAGAUCCCGGACGGCUGGGCCCUGGACAAGGAAGGCAACCGCACGACGGAUCCAGCCAGGGCACUCGACGGCGGCGUGAUGCUCCCCAUGGGAGGCCCCAAGGGGUCGGCGCUGGCAAUCAUGAUGGAUGUGUUCUCGGGCGUGCUCUCCGGCUCGGCGUAUGGUGGAAAUGUGGCUGGGCCGUACGACCCGUCACGACCCAGUGAUGUGGGCCAUUUCAUUGUGGCCCUGAAGCCGGAUUUGUUCAUGAGUGCAGAGGAUUUCAGGGAUCGUAUGAAGUACGUGUACGAGAGGGUGGUAGGAUCUGAAAAGAUGGCUGGCAUCGAUCGUAUCUACUUUCCAGGAGAAGUUGAGAUCGUCCGGAGGGAAGAAAGGCUCAGAUCAGGCAUCCCGUAUGCAAAGGCCGAAAUUGAGACACUGAACAAGGAGGCAGAGGCGGCUGGGGUGAAGCCACUUGUAUAA
Diaporthe citri is the source of this 1062-nucleotide messenger RNA. RefSeq lists its product as uncharacterized. NCBI's taxonomy places the organism in Eukaryota, Fungi, Ascomycota, Sordariomycetes, Diaporthales, Diaporthaceae. The transcript has a single exon. Gene Ontology annotation, molecular function: oxidoreductase activity. The record is from RefSeq and is a predicted model, not a curated record. Bases 1 to 1062 code for a protein of 353 amino acids.